Penicillium paradoxum is the source of this 1221-nucleotide messenger RNA. RefSeq names its product putative aminotransferase. Gene Ontology annotation, biological process: biosynthetic process. Bases 1 to 1221 code for a protein of 406 amino acids. The record is from RefSeq and is a predicted model, not a curated record. Lineage: Eukaryota; Fungi; Ascomycota; Eurotiomycetes; Eurotiales; Aspergillaceae. Gene Ontology annotation, molecular function: pyridoxal phosphate binding; catalytic activity. The transcript has 3 exons.
AUGGUUCGAAUCAGCCCGUUUGCCGUCGAGCAAUGGAUGGACCUUUACGAAACCAGUGCAAAACAUAACCUGGCUGAAACAUGCUGCGCCUCCAUCUCCCUCAACGACCUGAUAGCCUUGUCCUCGAAAAAGGAUCUAGUAGACUACACGCAGAAGCAGGUCUACGGUGCGAUCCGGGGAUCAGAAGCACUGAGGGCCAAUAUUGCGAACCUGUAUUCGCAGUCUGAAUCAAGCCCGAUCUCCGCUAAUGGCAUCCUCGUCACAAACGGUGCUAUCCAGGCAAAUUUCUUGGCACUCUAUACUCACAUCGGGCCCGGUGAUCAUGUCAUUUGUCAAUACCCGACGUAUCAGCAGUUAUACUCCGUGCCUGAGUCAUUUGGCGCGGAGGUUAGUCUGUGGCGGUCGGAUGACGCGCAUGGAUGGGAAAUGGAUCUGGAGAUGUUGAGGUCUUUGGUCAAGCCAAAUACGAGGAUGAUCAUUUUGAAUAAUCCUCAGAACCCCACUGGGGCGAUUCUUCGUCGUGAAGAAUUACGAAAGAUUGUUGAUAUCGCCCGUGAACAUGAUAUCCUGAUCCAUUCAGAUGAGGUUUAUCGGCCUCUGUUCCAUUCUCUCGGCACUGAUCAGGCUCCUCCAUCCAUUCUUGAAUUUGGAUAUGAAAAUGUCAUCGCGACGGGGUCCAUGUCCAAGGCCUUCAGCUUGGCCGGGAUCCGCUUGGGCUGGAUUGCUUCGCCGAAUCCUGAGAUUAUUGAAGCUUGUGCCUCUGCCCGCGAUUACACACUCAUCUCGGUUGGUCAGAUUGAUGAUAGUGUAGCGACCCACGCUUUGUCUACCCCGUGUGUGGAGAAUCUGUUGCACCACAAUCUUCGCCUGUCUCGGCAGAAUCUCGAAGUCCUCGAGAGAUUCAUCGAAGAAUUCAAAUGGGCUAUGGGGUGGACAAAGCCCAAGGCUGGCACGACUGCGUUCAUAAAAUUUAUUGAUAAGAAAGGGAGAGCAAUCGACGACGUUGUGUUCUGCCAGCGCCUCCAGGAAACGACCGGAGUGAUGCUGGUCCCUGGAAGUCGGUGUUUUGGUGGUGGCGUGGACUUCCAUGGAUAUGUGAGGUUGGGCUAUGUUCAGGACAGCCAGGUGCUAGUUGAUGGCUUGAGCUCCCUGAGACGGUUUAUGCAUGAUGAGUAUGACAAGCUGCCGCUUGCCGAGGGAAUGCGAGGCCCCCUAGAAUAG